Trichobilharzia regenti is the source of this 1591-nucleotide messenger RNA. The record is from the annotation of a GenBank genome assembly. NCBI's taxonomy places the organism in Eukaryota, Metazoa, Platyhelminthes, Trematoda, Strigeidida, Schistosomatidae.
AGGUCAAUCAAAAUUACGGCCGUCGACAGGCUGUCAUAAGCCUAGCCUGAAAUUGGACCUAAAACAAGGAGUUUUGACCUUUGGUGUAAUUCAAGGUCGUCACACUUUCAAACACCAAGUUUACUGACGACUAAGUUUUUUGAUUGACAGCACUCCGCAUAUAUAAUAACACUCCAAAGUGACAGAGGAAUACGGUUCAAUAUAGUUAAUUUGACUAUAACCGUAUGCUCGACCGAAUCAAGCUCGAGGCUAGGCAGUUGUCGUUAGUGCCAUGGAAAGCCAUUCGUUACGUUCUGUUAUUUUUCUUCGUAGAGGUGAUCACGCUCGUAUAUGGCGUGAUAAUCUUCUUCUUGCUGUAUCACGUUUUCAUUCCUACCGUAAAAUUGGAGAGAAAUUUGGACUUGGUGUUUGAUACAAAAUGCAACGUUCAAAUGGAGUAUUCCAAUGUUUGCAGCUUUCCUAGUGCUAAUUUUUCGAUUUCAGAAGGUGGAGUGUCCUUAUUAACUCCUAAAUACCCUUACAUGCUCAUAUUGGAAAUGUGGUUGCCAGAUUCUUUUCAAAAUCGAAUUGCAGGUAUGACUAUCAUGACUUUAGAACUCUAUGGCAAGGACCAUGUUCUUGUAGGAAGAUUCAAAAAACCUUUCUCUUUACCCUAUCGUUCUAAUGAGGUUCGAACAAUCAGCAAUAUUCUUUUUGCACCAUUGUAUAUAAUUGGUAAAAUGAAAGAGGAAAUCCCGUUGGAAAUUGAAAUGGCGUCUAAUUACCAGUUUGAUACGGUUCAACCAAUCUUGGAGGGUCGCGUUAUUUUAGAAUCCAAGCGCUAUUUGUGGUCAUCUUUAGCGCUAAAAAUCCAAACAACUCUAGGUAGAAUACACAGCAUUUUGUAUUAUUAUCCACAACUUUCUUCAUCAUCUGCGUUUGUACAGUAAUACUCCUUAUGAACUUGGUGAUUAUUGCCCUUGUGAUUUUAUAUAUUUUUCGUGAGUAUUCCAAUAAACCAGAAAUUGUUAAAGUCCCAAAGCCGAAGAUGAACUGAAAUUCGAGCAGUUGGUUGGAGAAAUUAAACCGGAAGACAUUUCAUUCUGAAACUACCAUAUACAUCUGUGAAUACUAACUGUCUUUCAUGUAUGCUUUUUAAUUUACUAAUCUAUUACUACUGUCAGAACUCUUAAACUUUCACCCCAUAUUUUUAAUGAUUUUGAAAAAAAUGAAUUUACCUUUGAAUUUUUGUCACCUAAAUAUAAUUCGUGUUAUUGGUGACGGUUACGGGAUUCGUAAGUAUAAGUGUUUCGAAGUAAUUUUAGAAAUAUUCAAAUCCAGAUAUUCCCUUUUUUUAUCAUCAUACAUAUAUGGAUAGGAAAUACUCCCUAUACGAUUUUCGGAAUACAUUCCACGAACUGUGGUUUGGGAGGCGAUAAAUGCAUAUUAAGAUGCAAUAACUACACAACUGCAUUUUGGGUAGCAUAUGAGUUCUUCAAAAUACACAAUAAUUGCUCUUCCAAUGCUACAAAGUAUUCUACAAUUUAUUCGCGCAGUACGAUUAAUUCAUAUUCUAAAUUUAUUGUUUACCACCUAAAUAUCGACGCUUGAC